AUGGCUGCCCCAUCGAUACCGCAGCGGCCCUCUCGCUCCCAACAGAGCCAGAACGUGCCCACAAUCACCGGCGACGUCCCCCAAAUUCCUGCUCGCCCCAAACGCAGCAUCGAGCGCUCCGUCUCACGCGACAGGGACACCUUUGCCCGUUCCCCGCUGAACGACCCCUCUUUCGUCAAUGGCUCCAGCAAGGCCAGCAAGAGGCUCUCCGCUUCCGACCUCCCUCCUCGCCCCCCGAGCGUCACCCUGCCUUCGAUUGGCCAGGAGGGCAGCGAGUACGCGAGUCUCGAGACUCCCCCCGCCGACGAGAGUGCCCCGAGAGAGACCCGCGACGCCGAGGGCCUGAAACUGUACGCCCCUACCGCAGAAAUGCCUCGGUCAACAGCUCGCUCGAGGAUUGCCGCCGUCACUCGCACCGACUCGCAACAGGCAGCUGCCGCUGGCUUCGGAAGAGCUCCUUCGCAGGAAACCGAGCGCCACACGAGGAACAGCUCGUCCACUGGCCGCCGCUCUCGCCCGCAGUCUCUCUACAACAACGGCGACGAGGAGCACGGAAUCCCUGAGAUUGGUCUCCAGGUGCCCAUGUAUCCCAAUGCUGGUGACGUCCAAGCACCCACGCCAUCGAACAAUUCGAGUAUGCCUGCCACCGGCGUCGGCUUCUUCAACAGCGGAGGACAGAGGCACCACGCCCGCACCAAGAGCGGCCACGAAAUCUUCCACGGCCCUCCGGGCAGCUACGGUCUCCACGGACAUGGCGUCAAGCCGCAAGACGAUUUCGAGAGACAGUGGUACGCCAAGCAUCCUCACGAUGCGGCCCGCGAGGCUCAGGGCGAGUACGGCCCGGCUAUUCGCGUCAACAGGAAAGAGUGGGCUCUGAGCAGUGAGGAGCUCAACAAGAUUGUUCAGGAAACCGCCACAAAGGGCGUAGGCAUGGGUGCGUCCCCCGGCGCAAUUGGUACCCCUGCCGAGGAGAUUGGCUACAUGGCCUCGGAAGAAUAUGCUUCCCGCAUGGCCUCGCCCCAGCCGCCGUCGUCGUCGAAGGCUCCCAAGGAGCGCAAGACUAGCUCGCAGACGCACCUCGAAUCUCCUCUCCGCAAGACGAGCUUCCCUGAAAACGUCAUGGACAAGGACUCAUCUGCCAUUGAAGCUGACGAGGACGACGUGAUCCACAUCCACCCUCCCACCAACGAGCGGAGUCGUAUCCACGGCGGUGGUCCUGAAGCUGAGAAUUUCGCCCCUGGUGAUGGAAGCACUAAUGCCGAUGAUGGCUUCGUUACUGAGGAGGGCGGACGCACGCCCAUUCUGGCCUCAGAUGAGUUGCAAAGGCACAAAACCCCUGGUGCUGAGUACAUGCAGCCUGCCGUGCCACCUGAACUUGAGCGUGAGCGCAGGCUGAGCCAAGAAGCUGACAACUACCACCGUCGCUCCACCAGUCGCCCUAGCCGACCCACUAGUGGCAUUGGUUUUUCUCGCAUGAAGAGCGAGGAGGAUCGCAAUGGCACGCCUCUUGACAACGUGAAGGAGUAUGAGCCGCUGUUCCCUGACGAAGAUGAAAGGAAGCCUGCAGACAAGCCGGUCACGGCUGUCGACAAGCUCAAGCGUCCUGACCUUGCCCGCCACCAUUUCCCUAGCCAAGAUGUCUGGGAGGAUACCCCGAGUAGUUUGCAGCUCCAGACCGAGGUUGAGACGCCUGAGGCUCCUGACGAACCGCAGUCGGCCACUACCUCGAUGCAGUCUUCUCAACUCUUUGAGAAGCCGGAAGCAGAGCAGGAACGUAAGGAGGAGGCUGCUCCCAAAGAGGAAGAGGAGAGCAGCUUCCUCGCAGAUCACCAGAAGCACCACAACAAGUCUCACUUCAACAAGGAUGUUCUCGGCGACAUGCCAUCUCGUCCUGGCAUGCAACACAGAUUCCCUAGUCAAGAUAUCUGGGAGGAUACUCCGAGCGAGCUUCAACUCGUGACGGAGGUCCACGCUCCUCAGACUGAUGAGACAGAAAGCCCGGUGGAGUCCAAGCCUGCGGCCGAGCAGCGUCCCCAGGUUCCCGCCCGCCCCCAUGUUCCUGCUCGGCCAGCAGGCCGCUCGAAGCUUGGUGAAAGCCAAGAGGCCUCGCCGGUCGAUAAGAAGGCCCCCGUGAUUCCUGAGCGCCCGAAGCCGCAGCUUCCGGCUCGCCCGGCCAAACCCAACCACAAACCUUCUGACGAGCAGGUGCCCCUUUCAAAGGUCGGCUCCCAGGGCAGCACUGGUAGUGAGGGUGCUCCUGCAGCAAAAGCCAAGCCCCCGGUGCCCUCUCGGCCUGCUGGUGGCAAAAUCGCAGCACUGAAAGCUGGCUUCUUGAGUGACUUGAACAGCCGCCUCCAACUUGGACCCCAAGCCCCGAAGCCCGAAAAGAAGGAGGAAGAGGAGGAAGAGCCGAAGGAGAAGGCGCCUCUUGUGGAUGCUCGCAAGGGCCGUGCCAGAGGACCGGCCCGCAGGAAACCUGCGGCAUCUUCAUCUGCAGCGGCUGCCGCAGCUCCUGCAGAGGCGAAGAAGGAGCAGACGCUGUCCAUUGGCACCAUUCAAACUGUGUUUUCAAUCUCGGACGAUGGCGAUGUUGAUGUACCCUCAUCGGUCUCUGCUAAGGAGACUGAGACGAACAAGGAAGAGCUCCCAACAGCUGCAGAAGAGUCUAUUGCUACCCAGGUUCCCGCUGACCCCAAGCCCGCUCCUAGCGACGAUCCAGCUGAGCCAGAGCUCGAGCCCCAAAUCCCUAAGGCGGGCGAGAUGGAGGCCACGCAGGUCGAAUCGACCCCCGCUGCGGAGGAAGAAAAGGGGCUGGAGCUAGAGCCCACAGAGACGAAGACUUCUGACUCGGCGGUGCAGACUGGUCAGCAGGAUAUCGUGAUUCCGAAGGAGGAGGGCGGUGCAGAGAAGCUUACUGCUUAUCUGGGCGGCAGCGCUCUCGAGGAAGGAAACGUUGUCGUGAAAGAGAACGCUGAGGCUGUUGAGAAAGCGGAUGACAAGCAUGAGGCAGAGCAGACUGGCGCUAGCGUUUGA
Molecule: messenger RNA, 3033 nt
Organism: Diplodia corticola
Lineage: Eukaryota; Fungi; Ascomycota; Dothideomycetes; Botryosphaeriales; Botryosphaeriaceae
Product: protein impact protein
Exons: 2
Coding region: 1-3033 (1010 amino acids)
Source: RefSeq, a predicted model, not a curated record